AUGGCUGGGACCUCAGGCUUCUUUUCCAACGGACCCAUCGCGUGGAUGGACAAUGAUGCAGAGAUGAACAACCUCUACAGAGACCUAGAGCUGGGCACGGUGUUGACACUAUUUUAUUCAAAGAAAUCUCAGAGGCCAGAGAGGAGGACUUUCCAGGUCAAGCUGGAAACUAGGACUAUUAUCUGGACUCGGGGAACAGACAAAAUAGAGGGCGAGAUUGACAUUCGAGAAAUCAAAGAGAUCCGACCAGGGCAGAAGUCGCGGGACUUUGAGCGCUAUAUGGAGGACUCCGCAGCCAGGCUAGAUCAAGCUCACUGCUUUGUCAUUUUGUAUGGGACAGAAUUUCGCCUUAAAUCUCUCAGCCUAGCAGCAACAUCGGAUGAAGAAAUGACCAUGUGGGUGAAGGGGUUAAACUGGCUUGUGGCUGACACGCUAAAGUCCCCAACACCACUUCAAAUAGAAAGAUGGUUACGGAAACAAUUCUAUGCUGUUGACCGCAACAGAGAAGAUAGGAUAUCCUGUAAAGAUCUGAAGAACAUGCUGAGCCAGGUCAACUACAGGGUGCCCAACAUGAGGUUCCUCCGAGAGAAACUUCCGGACUCUGAGUUGAGGAAUGGCGAAGUAUCCUUCAGCCAGUUUUCUCAACUCUACCGGAACCUCAUGUUUGAUGCUCAGAAAAACCUGGAGAUCCCAUUUUUGCAGAGGUUCAUUGACAGACCAGAACAGAGGAUCUCCCUUGAGGACUUUAAGAACUUCCUCCUGGAUUCUCAAAUGGAUAUGUGGGCUACAGAUGGCAGCAAGGUUCAAGAGUAUAUAUUUGGCUACCUGAAAGACCCUCUUAGAGAAGUAGAACAGCCUUAUCUUCUCCAAGAUGAGUUCCUGACGUACUUAUUCUCCAAAGAGAACACCAUCUGGGAUUCCUCCUUGGACCAAGUAUGUCCAGAAAAUAUGAACAAUCCUUUGUCCCAUUACUGGAUUUCCUCUUCACAUAACACGUACUUGACAGGUGACCAGUUUUCCAGUGAGUCGUCUCUGGAGGCGUAUGCUCGAUGUCUAAGGAUGGGUUGCCGCUGUAUUGAAUUGGAUUGCUGGGAUGGUCCUGAUGGAAUGCCAGUCAUCUACCACGGGCACACCCUCACGACAAAGAUCAAGUUUUGCGAUGUGUUGACCACCAUCAAAGAGCACGCAUUUGUUACGUCAGACUUUCCCAUCAUCCUGUCCAUUGAGGACCACUGUAGUAUUGUCCAGCAAAGGAAUAUGGCCACUUACUUCAAGAAACUUUUCGGAGACAUGUUGCUUACCAAGGCAGUGGAUAUUGCAGCGGAUGGCCUGCCCUCACCUCACCAGCUCAAGAAGAAGAUCCUCAUCAAGCAUAAAAAGCUUGCUGAGGGCAGCGCUUACGAGGAGGUGUCUACCUCUACUCCCUACUCUGAGAAUGACAUCAGCAACUCCAUCAAAAAUGGAAUUCUGUAUUUGGAGGAUCCCAUCAAUCAUGAGUGGUACCCUCAUUUCUUUGUCCUGACCAGCAGUAAAAUCUACUACUCAGAAGAGACCUCAAAUAAUCAGGCUAAUGAUGAGGAAGAGGAGCACAGAGAGGUUUCCAAUGGGAUGGAUCAACAUGUUACAGAAAAGUGGUUUCAUGGGAAAUUGGGAGCAGGGCGUGACGGGCGUCAGAUAGCGGAGCGGCUACUGUCGGAAUACUGCCUAGAGACUGGAGCGCCUGAUGGCUCCUUCCUGGUUCGAGAGAGUGAGACCUUUGUGGGAGAUUACACACUGUCUUUCUGGCGCUCAGGACGAGUGCAGCACUGUCGCAUUCACUCCCGUCAAGAGGCCGGAAGCCCCAAAUUCUACCUGACUGAUAACCUUGUAUUUGAUACCCUUUUUGCCCUCAUCAACCACUACCAGCAGGUGGCGUUGCGCUGCAAUGAAUUUGAAAUGAAGUUGACGGAACCUGUGCCGCAGACCAAUGCCCAUGAGAGCAAAGAGUGGUACCAUGCGAACCUGUCCAGGAGUCAUGCUGAGAACAUGCUAAUGAGAGUUCCCAGAGAUGGCGCUUUCCUUGUCAGGAAAAGGGCUGAAUCCAACUCAUUUGCCAUUUCCUUCAGGGCUGAGGGAAAAAUUAAGCACUGUCGAGUACAACAGGAAGGUCAAACUGUGGUGCUGGGCACUUCAGAGUUUGACAGCCUUGUAGAUCUUAUCAGCUACUAUGAGAGGCAUCCUCUGUAUCGCAAAAUGAAGCUGCGAUAUCCCAUUAAUGAGGACACACUGGAAAAAAUCGGCACUGCUGAGCCCGACUAUGGGUCAUUGUAUGAGGGCAGAAAUCCUGGAUUUUAUGUGGAAGCCAAUCAGAUGCCUACCUUUAAGUGCACAGUAAGAGCAAUGUAUGAGUACAAAGCCCAAAGAGAUGAUGAGCUCUCCUUCACUAAAAAUGCCACCAUCUCUAAUGUAGACAAACAGGAAGGAGGAUGGUGGAAGGGAGACUGUGGAGGGAAGAAGCAGCUGUGGUUUCCCGCAAACUAUGUUGAGGAGAUCAGUCCAUCAGCUGCAGAGCCAGACAGAAGCGAGAUGACAGAAAACAGUCCUCUGGGAGAUCUGCUGAGAGGAAGUGUGGACGUCUCCUCCUGCCAGAUUGUUGUGCGACCUGAGGGUAAAGGAAGCAGGCCACAUGUUUUCUCUCUGGUGCCGACCACGGCCAUGCGGACGGGCCCGGUACUGGAAGUUGCUGCCAGCAGCCAGGAGGAGUUAAAGGAGUGGGUGCUCAAGAUCCGUGACGUCGCGAUGACUUCAGAGGCCAAGCUGGAGGAGGGAAAGAUGAUGGAGAGAAGGAAGAAGAUUGCACUGGAGUUAUCUGACUUGGUUGUCUACUGUAGACCUGUGCCCUUUGAUGAAGACAAGAUCGGCACAGAGCGCGCCUGUUUCCGAGACAUGUCUUCCUUUCCCGAGACCAAGGCGGAGAAGUACGUCAAUAAGAUCAAAGGGAAGAAGUUCCUGCAGUACAAUAGACUGCAGCUAUCCAGGAUCUACCCACGAGGCCAGAGACUGGACUCCUCAAACUACGACCCUCUGCCCAUGUGGCUCUGUGGCUCGCAGCUUGUAGCACUAAACUUCCAGACAGCAGAUAAGCCCAUGCAGAUGAACCAGGCCUUGUUCAUGCUGAACGGAAGGAGCGGGUAUGUCCUCCAGCCCCCCAUCAUGAGGGACGACAACUUCGAUCCCUUUGACAGACACACACUGCGGGGUCUCGAGGAAGUCACUCUUCAGAUCGAGGUAUUGGGUGCAAGGCACCUACCCAAGCACGGGCGUGGCAUCGUUUGCCCUCUCAUCGAGAUUGAAGUGUGCGGGGCCGAGUAUGACAGUGUCAAGCAAAAAACAGACUCUGAAGCUGACAACGGUCUGAAUCCCACUUGGCCCAGAAAGCCGUUCCAGUUCGUAGUUUGCAAUUCAGCCUUCGCCUUCCUUCGCUUUGUGGUCUACGAAAUUGACAUGUUCAGCGAUCAGAACUUCCUGGCUCAAGCCACAUUCCCCAUUCACAGCCUGAAGACGGGUUAUCGCUCAGUCCCUCUGAAGAACAGCUUCAACGAGGACCUGGAGUUGGCCUCGUUGUUGGUCCACAUGGACAUUGUCAGAGGAAGAAAUGAAAACGGCGAUAUUGUGUGCCCAUUCUCCGUCACCUCGUCGAUCGCGACGGCAGCCCAAACCGGACGGGAACGUUUCGGGGACCGCAGCUCUGUCUCGUCUACGUCCUCCAACGUCUCCCCAGUGCCCCAGUCGCCGGGCCAGGCCGUGGCAUCUUACAGGGGCCGAGAGGGCUCCUUCGACUCCCGCUACCAGUCACCCCUUGACGACUUCAGAGUGUCGCAGGAGCCGCUGCUGGACCACAUGGACCCGCAGAACCGAAGGAUGAUGCGGCGGACCAGAGUGGGCGGAGAGAACCGCGUCUAA
Nerophis lumbriciformis (worm pipefish) is the source of this 3942-nucleotide messenger RNA. The record is from RefSeq and is a predicted model, not a curated record. NCBI's taxonomy places the organism in Eukaryota, Metazoa, Chordata, Actinopteri, Syngnathiformes, Syngnathidae.